Molecule: messenger RNA, 777 nt
Organism: Liolophura sinensis
Lineage: Eukaryota; Metazoa; Mollusca; Polyplacophora; Chitonida; Chitonidae
Exons: 1
Coding region: 1-777 (258 amino acids)
Molecular function (GO): nucleic acid binding; zinc ion binding
Source: RefSeq, a predicted model, not a curated record
AUGGAUGACGCAGAAGGAGACGACAUGGAAGUCGUGGAAACGCGAUCCACUACAAAACGAACGCGCGAUUUUUCAACAGAUAGAAGCUCCCAGGAAGGGAAGAAAGCAAAGCAGGUGGGUCAGAAGCAGGGAAAUAACAAUAACAAUGUUGUAAUUUCAUCUAUGGGGGGCUUACCCGUCACUGGGUGGAACCCAAUUAAAUUUGGUCAGAGUUUACAACAAGCAAUUGGCAAUGUAAAACAAGUAAAGAAAAUUAACGGUAAAGACCUAAUGAUUGUUUGUAAUAGUGCCACUCAAGUCAAAAAGGCACUCAGCAUAACAACGCUGAUGGGAAGAGAUGUCUCCUGCAGGCUGCACUCCAAUAUCACCCUUUCACGUGGGGUGAUUUAUGGGUUAGGGGAAGACAUCACUGAAGAAGAAGUACAACAAGCACUGAAAAAAUACAAAGUAACGAAAGCACAGCGUCUGACUAAAGGGAAGGAAAAAACUAAAACCAAAUGUAUGUUGUUAUAUUUUAAUUCGGAUGCACUACCGGAAGAAGUUUCUCUCGGUUACGAAAUAUUUCCUGUCAAGCAAUAUGUUCCACCCGCCAUACGUUGCUUCAAAUGUCAGUCCUUUGGGCAUAUUUCAGGGGAAUGUAGGGGACGCCAGCGAUGCCCAAGAUGUGGCGGUCCCCAUACAUUUGAUGAAUGCCACAACCUGGAUCGCCCCAAAUGUGUCAACUGCGGGUCAAAUGAGCGAGCUCUAACAGAAGGGCCGGUAGUAGAUACCCCCUGA